AUGGAUUUGCCACCUCUCAAACUUCAAAAAUUAUCUACGAAAAAAACAUCCAGCAACAUGCGAAAACACAUAUCAUUGAUAACACUUGGGUUGACUCUCCGCCAGUCUUUCCUUGUAAGAUGCGGACCAGAAGAAUUGACCCAUAUAGAUCAACGUUUCUCAACACCCGAAAUGGUGAACAGCUUCAGUUUUGUACCAGAACAUCCUUCACAUGAUGUAAUCGGGACCGUCAAUGAAUCAAACUUACAAAUUCCAUCAUCAGUCAAGAUCACACCUUAUGCAGCCUUCUUUCGUGAAAGUAAAGAGGUUAUGGAUAGGAGUACAAAGGAAGGAGUCAAAACAUUGGCUAAUCAAGUGAUCUUGAUGAUCUCAAAUUUAAGCCCAACCUCUGAAUCUUGGGAAAGUUGGCUUCAACGUAAUCAAGGCACAGUUGAGGAAUUUAUCAAAACGGCUUAUACGGCUUUGUAUUCUGAUGAAGUUUGUGAUGAAGAGGAAAGGACUUGGAUUGUGGGAAUCCUAUCUGCGAUUUCAAAGUAUAUGCCACCUGAUCAGGAUAAAAUGACAGGAGAAGAAAAGAUUGAAAGAUUUCCUUGGGGUAAUCAAGUGGCUCUAGAGAUCAAAGCUACUAAAGAAUUUGAACCAUUUAUGACCAAACGAUUUGAGUCACUCUGGUUAAGAAACGAACAUAUCUCAGCAAACGAGAUUAGCAAAGACUUGGAUGAGCUCCUUCAAAGGGCCAACAUGUUUGGUAUUUAUGACUUGAUGAAGGAGGAAGAGAUUCCCUGCAAAGUGAGCGCAAUAUAUGAGUUAAUCUCCAAACACCUCAUGAAAAGCAAACUACCCGAGGAGGAGAAUGAAAUAUCAGGCAUUUUGAAUGAUAUCAAAGAUUUCUUCAAGAACACUGACCUUUUUGGCUGGGAAGGACAAUAUUGUGAACAGAUUCUUCAACAUAUACUAAAACAUUCACCUCAAACUCGCAAAAUCUUUAGUGACCUUCUUCAAGAUUAUACGUUCUUCAGACAAGUUCAUUUUCCUUUUGCAAAGAAAGACAUGAUUGAAUAUCUGAAACAAGAAACCGAGAUGAAAGACUUGAACAACUAUAUAAAGGUCAUCAAGGGUUGGAAGGAGGAAGUGACCUGCCAAUUGCUCCCUUCAGAAGGGAGAUUCCUUUUAGAGAGGUUUACCAAAAAGCUAAACUCUCAAGAACUAGAUCGUCCUGACCAUCAUAAGUUUAUAGCUGCAUUCUAUCUCAUCUUUCCUUCUGAGGCGAAGUAUCUUAGAGGCUGGAUUGAGAAGGGAUGGGUCUUCCACAAAAUUGAGCUUGAAAACUUGAAGGGUAUUUGGUCAAAAGUUUUCCCAGAUGGUUUUAUACCAGAUGCUAACUUUGGUGAAUAUCAAUGGAUGUUUCUGGUCAAAAAUCCCUCUUGUCUUGAAAGGGUGAUGCUGUACCAGGCUGGAACCAAGAUGAAGACUUCAACACAACCAGGGGUUUCAGAGCUUGGUGAUAUCCUUGAAAAUGGGAAAUUGACAAGUCUUUCAGCUUCUGACCACUACAAAAAAGUCAUGAAGAUUUUACAAGAGGUUGAUGAUAUUACUUCAGCUAAUGAGGUGUAUAGAUUGUGUCUUGAGUUCAUCCGCCAUAUAGUAAGUCUUAAGAAGGAAUACGCAACUGCUUUUUUACAAGAGAUGGAAUCUUCCAAAGAAUUUAGAAUAACUAUCCAGAAAGCCAUAAAAACCUUCAAAAAACCAAGAAAAGAUUCAGAUCCUACGGAAAGAAGUGUAGCAGUGACAACUUCAAACUUUUAUACAUUCCUUCAAAAAGUUGAAAAUAUUUUCACAAUUCAUCCACAACAAAAGAUAAAACAUGUAAUGAUGGAAAAGGUGGCAGCACAAUUACAAUAUCAACCAAAUGAUUUCAACCUAAUCAUUGGGGGACAGCCUUUCAAAUUCAAAUUCAAUGCAACUUGCUGA
Molecule: messenger RNA, 1971 nt
Organism: Melampsora larici-populina 98AG31
Lineage: Eukaryota; Fungi; Basidiomycota; Pucciniomycetes; Pucciniales; Melampsoraceae
Exons: 5
Coding region: 1-1971 (656 amino acids)
Source: RefSeq, a predicted model, not a curated record